This is a messenger RNA of Dichomitus squalens LYAD-421 SS1, 411 nucleotides long. RefSeq lists its product as uncharacterized. The annotation marks the transcript as partial. The transcript is spliced from 3 exons. Lineage: Eukaryota; Fungi; Basidiomycota; Agaricomycetes; Polyporales; Polyporaceae. The record is from RefSeq and is a predicted model, not a curated record.
AUGCCUGGACUCACCACGUACCCACCCUUUCCCGAGGACAUCCCUACCUGCCCACUGAUAGUUGUUGACUACCAACUGGUCAGAGCCGGCAACGAAGAGGAGAUCAACAAACUGUGGAAGGCUGCGACGGAGCUCGGGUUCUGGUACCUAAGAAAUCAUGGCGUAGAGGAGAUAGAUGACAUGUUUGAGAUGGGUCAUGAAACUAUGGCUCUCCCGCUCGAUGAGAAGCUUAAGUUCGACGAAAAAGGGGCUUCGUUUGGCUACAAAGUUCCGGGAGUCAUGAUCCUGGACGAUAAUGGCACACGUGACGUCACUGAAUACAUCAACGUCUCCAAGGACGAUGCGCUCGCUUGGCCUGCAGUCGUGCACCGCACCUAUCCCUCGACCGUGAACGAGCAUCAGGAAAACGUC